AUGGAAACGAGCGAGCCGCAACGUCCGGCCGACGAUGGCCCGCGCAAGGCGACGGGGUCGCGGCUGACGGCGGCGCAGGUCGAGUACCUCGUGAGUCAGCGUGACGAGCAUGGCAUCACGUACCGCGCCGAGCACAAGGAGGCGCGCGAGGCCAUCGCCAAGCACCUGAACCUCGACGUGGCGCAGAUGCAUGUCUGGUUCAAGAACCACCGGGUGCGCGACCCGGCGCUCAAGGUCGAAGCGCAACCAGCAAGCGCCAAGAUCAAGAAGCGCCGCCGCAGCACGGCCGACCCAGCCGCCGCCGAGCACGACGCCGCCGAGCCAAAGCGCAGCCUGGCGGAUCGCCCACCGUUGCGCCUCAGCGAGCCCAUCCUUCGCCCGCCGUCGAGCUUUCCGGAGCCAUCGGCCGAGCCGGCGCAGGACGCGCUGGCCCUUGCCGCCCACAAGCGCAUUCUCACGGACCUCGACACGCUGCAUGCGCUCGGCUUUAGCUCGAUGCUGGCGCUGCACAACGAGGCGAUCGACAUUGGCAGCUACGACGUCCGCGGGCCGCUCGCCUUCCUCAAAGACUUGACGGCCGCCAACAAGCUGUACCCUGAGCUCCGCGAGGCGAACCCGCCAAACACCGCUGGCUCGCCGCAGUAGACCGCUCCGUAGCUCUCACUGUAGAUAUAAUCCCGCGCAACAAGGAUGUGUUCAUCC
This is a messenger RNA of Saprolegnia parasitica CBS 223.65, 702 nucleotides long. RefSeq lists its product as hypothetical. The coding region runs from base 1 to 645 and encodes 214 amino acids. The record is from RefSeq and is a predicted model, not a curated record. Gene Ontology annotation, molecular function: DNA binding. NCBI's taxonomy places the organism in Eukaryota, Oomycota, Saprolegniomycetes, Saprolegniales, Saprolegniaceae. The transcript has 5 exons.